GUAUCUACUUGCAGUAUUGUCUUAGCACUUCUUGUGUAGUUCCACGGCCGUAUUGCUGGACCAGCUAGAUCCUGCGACUACUCUACUUCCUUGUUGGACCAUCCGUGGACGUUGAUCGUCGGCACUUCUUCCCCACAACCACUCCUUUGCCUGUGGAUCUUCCUGCUACCUACAUAAAGUACCCGGGCUUCCUCGGAUCAUCGUCAACAGCAGCAUCUUCUCGUAGCGCAUUCACAUCUCUCUGGUUUUCCGGCAUCGUAGCAUACAGUCUUUCCAACAUGCUUUUCAAGUCCCUCAUCUUCGCCUCCACGGCAUCCGCAACAUGUCUUCACGGACUCUCGAUGUUCAAGCGCGCCGCUGGCAGUGAGAACGGUACCGUCGAGGUCAACACCUUCGGAUACGGUCCUCAAGACGGACCUUUCAACUGGGCCUCCCUCGCUCCUGAAAACGAAGCCUGCAAGGCCGGCACAAACCAGUCUCCCAUUAACAUUGGUACGGAAGAUCUUCCGGGCAAUCUGACAAGACGGAAUGUCAUAAUCCACAAGCGGGCUUGUGUUAACGAAACAACCUCAGAUGCCACCAUUGGCGCCGCUGCAGACCGACCCGUCGUGGAUAUCCCCGAGCAGGCGGUAGAGUUCGAGAACCUAGGAACCACCAUUGAAGUCGUCGUCAACGGCACGACGUCCUUCGAUGGAACAGACUUCCGUCUCGUGCAGUUCCACAUGCACACCCCAUCUGAGCAUCACAUCAAUGACGAGUACUUCCCGCUCGAAGUCCACAUGGUGCACCAGGGCGUCCUCGACAACACCCAACUCGCUGUCAUCGCCCUAAUGUUUCAAGUCUCAGCCUCCAACAGCGACCCCAUCAUCUCCGGGCUCAGCUCGAGCCUCGACGCCAUCGCCACCCCCGGCACCAAGACUUCCAUCGAAGAUGGUCUUGACUUCAGCAGCGUGCUGUCCAAGAUCGAGACCUCCGAUAUCCUGCAGUACAGCGGGUCUCUGACUACACCGCCGUGCGCCGAGGGCGUUACGUUCUUGGUGGUUAAGGACCCGCUCGAUGUCGGUGUGGAGGAUUUCAAUAAGAUUAAGAGCAUUGUUAAGUUCAACUCGAGGUUUAUCCAGAACACGCUUGGUGGGGAUAACAUGUUGGCAAUUGGUGCAAAUAGUGGUGCGGUAGCUGCGAACGCUACUGAAUAAGUGGAUGGUUUGACGACGGUGUUUGGCGUAAAUGGUGUUGUUGCACGAUGCAUA
Macroventuria anomochaeta is the source of this 1250-nucleotide messenger RNA. Its product is annotated as carbonic anhydrase. The transcript has 2 exons. Bases 279 to 1196 code for a protein of 305 amino acids. Gene Ontology annotation, molecular function: carbonate dehydratase activity; zinc ion binding. The record is from RefSeq and is a predicted model, not a curated record. Lineage: Eukaryota; Fungi; Ascomycota; Dothideomycetes; Pleosporales; Didymellaceae.